Dioscorea cayenensis subsp. rotundata (Guinea yam) is the source of this 2590-nucleotide messenger RNA. Its product is annotated as probable receptor-like protein kinase At5g59700. Lineage: Eukaryota; Viridiplantae; Streptophyta; Magnoliopsida; Dioscoreales; Dioscoreaceae. Gene Ontology annotation, cellular component: plasmodesma; plasma membrane. Gene Ontology annotation, biological process: protein autophosphorylation. The transcript has a single exon. Gene Ontology annotation, molecular function: ATP binding; transmembrane receptor protein tyrosine kinase activity. The coding region runs from base 44 to 2578 and encodes 844 amino acids. The record is from RefSeq and is a predicted model, not a curated record.
CAGUGUGGCUUCAAGCAUUCAACAGCCGCCAUAGCGAGCCCCAAUGGAAUCAGCGCUCCACUUGCUCAUCCUCUCCAUCUCCCUCUCCUCCGUCUACAACGCUUCAGCCUACAACCCAACCACUGCUUACUUUCUCAACUGCGGCUCCUCAACCAACAUCACCUUCUCUGAUGAAAGUAGAACCUUCACUACAGACUCACCAUUCCUGAUCUCAUCCUCAACCUCCAAUACUGUAUCAGUCACAGACCCAAUUAACCAAUCCAAUUCUCUCUACAACACUGCCAGGCUCUUCACCCAUACCUCUUCCUAUAACUUCCCCAUCAAGACCACAGGUACCUAUGUUCUCCGUCUCCAUUUCUUCCCUUUCAUUACAAAAAGUUACAACCUAAUUAACUCCUCCAACUUCAACGUCUCUUCUCCCCAAACCCAAACAUUCCUCCUCGGCUCUUUCUCACCAUCCAAGUCCAACACAAGCACCAUCAAAGAGUACUACCUCUGGCUCGACACUGACGGUCUCAUCCUCACCUUUACUCCCAACUCUCCAUCUCUAGCUUUUAUCAGCGCCAUCGAGCUUUUCACCGCACCUCUUUCACUCAUCAACGACACCGAACCAACAACAGUUUCCACAACCGGACAAGACUUCAACAUCGGUGACCUCAGUCGUCAGUCGUUAGAGACCCUCUACCGUGUUAACGUCGGCGGCCCACUUAUAACUCCGACCAACGACACUCUCUGGAGAACCUGGAUUCCCGACGAUCCCUUCCUCUACUCCAUUUCCUCCUCAUCUAAAGAGGACUCCACUAGUACUGACAAUAUAAAGUACGGGCUUGACACUCGUGAGGUCGCGCCUCCGUUCGUCUACAGCACUGUUCGAGAGAUGAACAUCUCGAGCAUUACCCGGGUUGCCAAUUCCAACUUCAACUUCAACCUGACAUGGACCUUCAAAGUGCCGGCUGGGUACAAGUACUUCAUUCGCAUGCACUUCUGCGACAUCGUCUCCAACCAGCCUCUUGACUUGAUCUUCGAUGUCUAUAUUGGUGACGCCUCUGCGUACCCAAACUUGCAGCUUGGCUCACUCACUCACCUAAGCCUGGAUGCUGCCCACUACUUGGACUUCAUCACCGAUGAAGACAUUGUCGAAAAUUCUGGUUUACUGAACGUGAGUGUUGGCCGGUCCAGUAAGAGCACUCCGGACACUGCAAAUGCUAUCAUGAAUGGGUUGGAGAUCAUGAAGAUCAACAACUCUGUUGGUAGCCUAAAUGGUAGCUAUAACUCCUUUGCUUCAAACUCUGUGAAGAGAUCCACCCAUGUUGGUAUCACUGUUAUCAUAGUUUCAGUUGUUGCUGCUGCAUUGGUUAGUCUCAUCGCAGUAUCAAUCACCAUCGUCAUCUUGAUGCGCAAGAGAACCAAACCGGCACCAUUAAACCCAAAAGCAAACACCACAACUGCUGUCUUCUGUUCACCUCACCAUAAGGACAGCGUAAACAAGUCCAGCAGCGGAGCAACACCAAGAAUGAAGAUGGGGUUGGAGCUCUACAUCCCUUUAUCUGACAUCAAACUCGCAACCAAUGACUUUGACGAGGCACUUGUCAUUGGCCAUGGUGGCUUCGGAAAGGUCUACAAAGGUGUUCUCUCUGAUGGCACGAUGGUUGCAGUGAAGCGAGCCAUUGGUAGGUCGAGACAAGGCUACCCUGAGUUUGUGAACGAGAUCAAUCUCCUCUCAAAGAUCAGGCACCGACACCUCGUCUCAAUCAUUGGCUACUGUGAUGAAAUGGGAGAGAUGAUCCUCGUCUAUGAGUUCAUGGAGAACGGGACACUGAAGAACUACUUGUAUGGCUCACUAGACUUGCCCUGUUUGUCAUGGAAACAGAGGUUGCAGGUGUGCAUUGGAGCUGCCAGAGGUCUUGACUACCUCCACACUGCUCACUCUCCGGUAAUCAUCCAUAGAGAUGUGAAAUCCACCAACAUACUUCUCGGGCAGGAUUUCCUAGCCAAGAUCUCAGACUUUGGAAUCUCCAAACUGGGGCCUUUAUUAGGAGAAGAUACUUAUGUGAGCACUGGAGUGAAGGGGAGCUUUGGCUACUUCGAUCCAGAGUACUUUAGAAUGCUGAGACUCACAACUAAAUCAGAUGUAUACUCUUUUGGUGUUGUUCUCUUUGAGGUUUUAUGUGCCAGGCCUGUGAUCGAUCCCAGGUUUAAGGACGAGGCGGUCAACCUUGCAGACUGGGCUUUGCAUUACCUGAAGAAAGGAAAACUUGAGAAGAUCAUAGAUGUAAGACUCGUUGGCGAGAUUAACCCUAAGUCAUUGGAGAAGUUUGGGGAGAUUGCUGAGAGGUGUCUGGCCAAGCAUGGUGAUGAUAGGCCAACCAUUAGAGAUGUUUUGUGGGACUUGGAGUAUGCUCAGCAUCUCCAAGAAACAGAGCUAAUAAGAGAGCCCCACGAGGACAGUGGAAUUGUGGAUAGCCAAAUCCAGUCUCUGAGUCUUAUGAGAAGAGUGUCUUUCGCUUGCAUAGACAUAGAUGAUGAAGAUAAUAAUGUGAUUGAGAUGAGUAGUGAGCAGUUGGAUGUGAAUCCCUGACAGGUAUCAUCA